Molecule: messenger RNA, 1450 nt
Organism: Malus domestica (apple)
Lineage: Eukaryota; Viridiplantae; Streptophyta; Magnoliopsida; Rosales; Rosaceae
Cellular component (GO): U5 snRNP
Source: RefSeq, a predicted model, not a curated record
AAUCUCCACAAAACCCCUACUCUACCACCGUCUCAACGUUCUAGAACACACACAAAUAUCGGUCAGUAAUUACACCAUCCCAAAAACCUCCGUCUUGAUUCGAUUUGCUUCCAAUCUCUUCAAUGGAACCAGAUCUUCCGUCGCGAUCCAAUCGCAAGCGCCCCAUCCCUGAGCUCUCCGACUCCGAUUCCGAUUCCGACAGACCCACGGCGGAAAGGAAGGUUAAGUUUCCCAAGGGGAAGAAGGCGAAACGGGAAGACGAACCCGUGAAGAUACGCAGAGCCGACGAGGACGACGACGAGAUCGGGGGUGAGUUUCCGGACCCCCGUUUCGCCGCCAAAGAGCGCGAGAAGCGGCGGCGGUUCGGGGACGACGGGAUUCAGAUGGACCCUUUCAACUUAGAGAAGGAGAGGAAAGAGGGGUAUUUCGAUGCCGAGGGGAAUUUCGUGGAGUAUGCCGAGGGGAAUCGCGUGAAGGAUGCUUGGCUUGAUAGUGUUGAAGCUGGGGUUACGAAAUUACAUGUUCCCAAGCCGAAAACCGAAGAUGAUGCGGCGGAUUUGCCACCGGAAGAUGAAGAUAUUGGGAAGAUUAAGAGGCGCAUUGCCGACGUGCUCGAGGAAGGCGAAACGGUGUUGCGGGCUCUGAGGAGGUUGAAGGGGGACAAGAAGGUGAAGAUGUCACCGGAGACGAAGAGGGUUUUCGACCAGCUGACUGAGGACGCUGUGACGCUGAUGGACAAGCACGGGGAGUACGAUGUGAAUCAUGAGAAGAAGGAGAUUUUCGAAAGGGAGGCUCAAGGGUACGAGACUUUAGCUAGGGCAAGACUCGAAGGCAUCCCGGCCGCGCCAGUUGGGAAUGAUAACAAUGGUGGUGAAUCUGCUGGAGAUGGAUAUGAUAUGUUUGGUGAGGAUGAUGAUGAAGAAGAUGCUAAUGCUGCUGCUAGACCCUCGGAUUCUAACGGAGCAGGAGCCGGUUCGUCUGAAGGGCAGAAUGAUUAUGUGUUUGAUGAGAAUUCGGGGUACUAUUACAGCAGCAGUUUGGGGUACUAUUACGAUCCAUCCACAGGACUAUUUUGCUCUGCUGCAUCUGGGGUUUGGUACUCAUACAAUGAGGAGACUGGCGCGUAUGAUGAAGUUCCUCACCACGAUCAGGCUGCUUCUGCUGCGGCCGCCACCACCACCGGUGUGAAUUGAAGAGGAUGAAAGAGAUUUGCUGCUGCGGAACGUUGUAUUAUCUGCACUUGUUGAUAGGUUAGAAUUUAGAUGUCAAAUCGCUGUUGACUUCUAUUGUAUUUUUCUUGCAUAACAAGGAAGAUUUUAGACAUGAUUAGCAUAAUUUCAAAAUUAGUGCUUAAACAUGAUCGUUUUGUAUAGAUUAAAUACCUGUUGCUGCUUAAUGUGAUGCUACAUUUCAUAACAGGGUGUAUAGAUUCGAUGAUGAUUUUUGUAUA